AUGUCGCUCAGAAGCCCUAAGAAUGGAAAUAGCACUGAGUGUCACUACUGGGGCUAUUCCUUCCACUGGACUGACCUCCACUCAUCUGCCGAUGAACUCCGGCCGUUGGCAUAUACCUAUGAUACUCUUGCUGAUGAGUGCGUUGAGCUCUUGAAUAAGAUCCCGACGAAUGAUGACUCGGACAAGAAGGUCUAUAAGAAGGAUCUAUAUGGUCUAUUACGGGAUCAUGCGGAUGAAGAUCCCAAACUCCAAGAGUUGUGGACACAGAUCAAUACAGUCCCAGACUGGGUAGACUGGGCUCAGAUCCAACGGGGUCAGGAUGUUUUUUUCCGAUAUGGACUUCCGAUUCUGAAUGUUCUUAGUUUUGAAAGUUUACUUGGUGGAAUGGGAGCAAUCCGGGUCGUCGAAACACUUACACGCACAGGCGGUUUCGGGGCAAAGGUAGUACGGAGAAGGUUACUCGAGACCCUUCAGCAUAUUCUACAAGUAAACAGCUCAGUAGAAGGCAUGAGACCAGGCGGCGAAGGUCAUAUCUCAUCUGUUCGAGUCCGACUACUCCACUCGUCUGUCCGGAAGAGGAUACUCAGUCUGGUUGACCAAAAGCCCGAAUACUACGAUAUCGACAAAUACGGAACACCAGUCAAUGACUUGGACUGCAUCGGCACUAUCAACACAUUUUGCAGCUCCGUUGUUUGGCUUGGACUUCCUAGACAGGGUAUUUACCUCAACCAGCAAGAGAUCGAGGACUACAUCGCACUGUGGAGGCUGGUUGCUUAUUACAUGGGCACGCCGACACAUCCAUUUGAGGAUACAGCCAAGGCUCGGGCGAUGAUGGAGUCUUUGCUUAUUACAGAAAUUGAUCCGACUGAGGUUGGAAAGAUUCUAGCGAAAAAUAUUAUCAUUGGUCUAGAGAAUACGGCACCGGCUUAUGCAUCCAAGGAGUUUAUGGAAGCCAUGGCUAGACUGCUUAAUGGGGAUCAGCUUUCUGAUGAGUUGGAGAUCCCCCGGUCCAACCUUCAUUACAAGAUGUUGAUUUGGGGUUACUGUUUCUGGGUCAUGGGUGUUUCAUACAUUAUUCCCAGAAUCUCUUUCCUGGACAAGAUGAUGAUUUCGCUUCGCCGGAAGUAUUUCUAUAGGCUCAUUCUCGAUGAGAAAAUGGGUCUUGGAGAAGAGUCUCGCUUCGAGUUCAAAUAUGUUCCCACUCUCACUCGCAAAACUCGACUUGGAGAGCGUAGAAGUACCAAAUUUGAGCGACCUGGUAUUGAGAGUUUGGCACGUUUGGGACUUCUGGCGGCCUUCACUGGAGUGGUCACUCUGGCCUUGGGUUUUGUUUUUGCCACGAGAAUGAUUCCUACACAUUAG
Messenger RNA from Penicillium antarcticum, 1362 nucleotides. Its product is annotated as oxygenase MpaB family protein. The transcript has 4 exons. The record is from RefSeq and is a predicted model, not a curated record. Bases 1 to 1362 code for a protein of 453 amino acids. Lineage: Eukaryota; Fungi; Ascomycota; Eurotiomycetes; Eurotiales; Aspergillaceae. Gene Ontology annotation, molecular function: oxidoreductase activity.